Messenger RNA from Spea bombifrons (plains spadefoot toad), 2929 nucleotides. RefSeq names its product SMCR8-C9orf72 complex subunit (gene SMCR8). The transcript has 2 exons. Lineage: Eukaryota; Metazoa; Chordata; Amphibia; Anura; Pelobatidae. Gene Ontology annotation, cellular component: guanyl-nucleotide exchange factor complex. The coding region runs from base 98 to 2887 and encodes 929 amino acids. The record is from RefSeq and is a predicted model, not a curated record. Gene Ontology annotation, molecular function: GTPase activator activity.
UCUUCCAAGAUGGCUUCCUCCCUGUGAGGUGUUUUUCGAGAGAUCGCUAGGUGCAUUGGGUCUGGUAAAGAGAGCUAAGGAUUUCCCGACUGGGAGGAUGAUUGGAUCCCCGGAUCUGGUGGCUUUUACCAGGGAGGAAGAGUAUGAGGAGCAGUUGCAGAGCUCGCCGGGGCUGCCCGAGGAAUACUCGGUACCACUCUUCCCUUUCACUGACCCAGACAGCAGCCCCUGGUCCAGGCUCUCGGGAGCCAAAUUCAGCAGGGACUUCAUCCUCAUCUCCGAGUUCUCUGAGCAGGUUGGGCCCCAGCCCUUACUAACCAUCCCCGACGACCAGAGGGUCCAAGGCGUCUUCGACCUGAACUAUUUUUCCUUGCGCAUCAUGUCGGUGGACUACCAAGCCUCCUUCGUCGGCCACCCGCCUGGCUCCUCUUAUCCCAAGCUGAACUUUGUGGAGGACUCCAAGGUGGUCCUCGGGGACUCUAAGGAAGGGGCAUUUGCCUACGUCCACCAUCUGACGCUGUACGACCUGGAGGCGCGGGGCUUCGUCAGGCCCUUCUGCAUGGCUUACAUCUCCACCGAUGAAGAGAAGAUCAUGCAGCAGUUUCUGGAGCUUUCUAAUGACUUCUCCAAGGCGUCCGACUGCCUGAAGACGGGGAACCGGAAGGCGUUUGCCAACGAGCUGGAGAAGAAGCUUAAAGAUCUGGAUUACACCAGAUCCGUGCUCCAGGCUCAUUUGGAAGAACAGAUGAAGACGGACGACAAGGGUUUCUACACCACUCAGGCCAUCGAGAAAGCCAACGAACUCGCCAACGUGGAGAAGUCAAUCAUCGAGCAUCGGGACUUAUUGAGACAAAUACAGUCCUACCCGUACAGAAAGCUGAACGCCAGUGACUUCCAACCAUACGUGCCAGAGUGUUCGCACGACGCGCCGGUUACCGAUGAGUCUCAGGAGCCGUUACCGGCUUCCGAACCCGAGCUGAACCCCUCGCGAGGGGAGACUGUGUUUCCGUUGAGACCGUCCUACACUCCCAAGUUCAUAAAAGCCAAAUCGGCCAAAUGCUUCGAUAAAAAAAUGAAAACCUUAGAGGAACUUGUCGAUAUUUAUUUCUUUACGCAGACGGUGGACUUGCUAACCAGCGUAGAGAAGAGAUACAGGGGCGACGUGAGUUAUAUACUCAUGAGUCACCUUGAUAAAGCACUUCUAGAGCAGCAAACAAUUACGAACUUUUUAUUCGAAGAUGUGUCGAUGUGGAACGCGAAGGCGUCCGCCAAGCAUUACGUUGAUAAGCUUGAUGUUUCUCAAAGUUUGCAAAAUUCCGGGUUCUUAGAGGAGCCCGAAAGCCUCAAACCCGCCACGAGUUUGGAGACGUACAAGUCGAGCGUGGAGUCCGUCCCUAUUAAAAUCGAGCCAGACCUGUUUACCGGAGAUAGUCACGCGGAAGAACCCGACCAUGGUGUCUGUGACAGCGGGGAGAACGCAGAAUGCCUUGAUGUGGAUAUGAAAGGGAGCGUGAGCAGCGGUGAAAGCAUCGAGGUUUUGCGGACGGAAAGGUCCACCUCGUUGGUCGUUCAUUCAGAAAGCCAGCCGUGCAUUAGGCUGAAUUCUAGUCCGCAGCCGCCGAGGAGGAAAGCGGCCGGCAGGAGAACCAUUAGCGAGGACAGCAUCGAGGUGCUUAGCAUGUGUACGUCCGAGACGGUCAUACCCGAGGAUUUCAGAGCCGCUUACCAAAUUGUUAUCAAUGAAGAGGAGCCGUAUUUAGAUGAGGAAGGUGGAGAUCCACCUUGCAGUUCUACUCCCGUUGAGAAGGUCCAAGCUCAUCUCGAUGACUUUCCAGUAGACCCGGCUUGCUGCAUCGGUUCAGAUAAUUCGGACAUCGUGGCGGAAGCGGAAGGCCUAUCUCUGGAGACCGGCGGAGGUGACGUUGUGGUUAGUGUCCCGCCACAGCCAUGCAGACCCUCGGAUGGAGGUUUUCAGGUGAAGCUAUCGGUGGACGAGGUUGGGAAUCUUCCUAAUGAAAGCGGACUGUCCACACCUGAGCCAGAGUCCGGUCAUUUACUAAGUAUCAGGGAAGCCAAACGAAUGGCUCUCGAAGAGCAUUCGGAUUCUGCAAGUCAUAGGAGCAGCGCGUCCACUUGUUCGGAUAGAACCCCUUCCCCGCCUCCUGUUAUCGGCGUCACCGAACGGCACAAGAGGAAAGCCGGGCAGAACGCGCUAAUGUUUAUCAGGCAGUACCCCUUCGCCCAUCCCGCCAUAUAUUCUCUUCUGAGCGGGAGGACUCUCGUGGUUCUGGGAGAAGAGGAGGCCUUUGUGAAAAGGCUGGUGACUGCUUUGUCUAUAUUUGUCCCUAAUUGUGGACACGAUGCCAAACCGGUAAAGCCGUGGGUCACGUCCCCGCUGCACAUAACGGACUUCCAAAAGUGGAAGCUGAUUGGACUUCAGAGAGGACUUUCUCCGUCUGGCGCCCACAUCCUGCAUCGCUACAGCCGGUACACCAGCAUCUUGGACGCGGACAACAAAACCCUACGCUGUCCCGUCUAUAAGGGCUCGCUCCUCCAUCGCAUGGCCGACCACCGCACUCAGAUCCGGAAGGGCAGCACGUACUACAUGCACGUCCAGAGCAUGCUGACCCAGCUCUGCUCCAAAGCCUUCCUCUUCACCUUCUGCCACCACGUCCACCUUCCGAUCCGCGACAAGGAAAGCGAGGAGUCGAUCGCCCGGCGGAGGAACGCUUUUCUCCAGCAGCUGCUCGGACUCGCCCCGGAGGACAGCAAAAUAGUGGAGUACCUCUCGGAGCUUCUCAAAAUGCAUUAUCUACGGGAGACGGGGACGCAGCUUCUCCCGGUGCUCAGGUUUGACUAUAUCCCUAGUUUUUUAUAUAAAAUCUGAACUCUGGGAUGCCGCAGUCGGACGUUCCUUCCCACGGAGAGC